AAAUUUUGUUUACAUACUUGAUUUCUAGUAUAUUUUGCUGUUUUGAAUACUCUGAAUAAGUUGUGAUUAAAUAUUCGUGAUGAAGCGUAAAUAUUGGGGAUCUUUCGAAGACAGCAGUGAUAAGAAAAAAGAGGUUUCCAGUAAUGAAAUCAUCCUUCCAAUGACAAAAAUGGAAAAAUUUCAACAAAUAAAGCUACCAUAUACAAUAACACGACGAAAACGCAUACCUUUGAAGAAUCCACUCGUGACACAAACGGUUGAAGUGAUGAAUCAAACCGAAAUGAUCCAAACACUAAUCGAUACAUAUUCAACCAAAUCGGGUCAUAGUUAUAUUCUUAACCCGUGUCAGCUGAUGCCCAACAUUGAUUUCCCUCCGGCAAACACGGCAGAUCUCAGCAAUUAUGAAAAAAUAACUCGUCCCUUCUGGUUUGUGAACCCCCAUGAGAGCAAGUUUACGCGGGGCGAGCCUCAGAAUUAUCCCAAACUGUCGAGACCAGUUUUGUUGCAAGCCCUGCGAAAAGUGAUCUGUGGUUUGCUGAGGGUGAUUGGCUUUUCCGAGAUCAAUGAGUCGGCUCUCAUAAUGAUGAUCGAUGGUGUUGAUCAGUUCAUGAGCCUGCUGUGCGAAUCAAUGCGUGAUGUUUUAGUCAGCGAAAGUCGCGAGACGGAAUCAGUCCUAGAUAUACUGACGCUCGAGAAAGGCUUUUAUUCGGUAACGAAGAAAAGCAUCACCAGUUUGCACAAUUAUUACAAGGAAAUUGAUAACAAAAACAAAAAUGAAAUACGAGAGUUCAAGGACAUUUUUCAGGAGUAUGACAAAUUACUGCAGGAGAAUCACUUAUCGGCGGCACAGAGCCUACAGCAGACGGGUGCCAAGAUGGGAGAAAUUAAAGAGGAAGAAUAUAUAAGUUUUCUGGAUGUCGGACAGCAUUCACAGCAAUCCACCGGACCGUCGGCCAUCAGUUCAGUAACAAAUACUAUGGAUGGAACAUCCACCAUCAACAUCAUUAGUUUCCUUAACGGAGACGGCACAGGCACAAGCAGCCUCAAAGACAUUUUAGAAGGUAAUCUAUUGGAAACGAAUCGAGAUUCCUCCUCAGACCAUACUGGACAACAACAGCCGCAAGAGUCUUAUCAUUCCGAGACUUAGGCCUGAUAUUAAUACAAAUACUAAAACUCUAUGUGUAUCGUUUAUCAAUCUCAUUUGAAAAGA
Molecule: messenger RNA, 1210 nt
Organism: Toxorhynchites rutilus septentrionalis
Lineage: Eukaryota; Metazoa; Arthropoda; Insecta; Diptera; Culicidae
Gene: Spt7
Exons: 3
Coding region: 80-1147 (355 amino acids)
Cellular component (GO): SAGA complex
Molecular function (GO): protein heterodimerization activity; transcription coactivator activity
Source: RefSeq, a predicted model, not a curated record